This is a messenger RNA of Plectropomus leopardus (leopard coralgrouper), 655 nucleotides long. RefSeq names its product apoptosis regulator BAX-like. NCBI's taxonomy places the organism in Eukaryota, Metazoa, Chordata, Actinopteri, Perciformes, Serranidae. Gene Ontology annotation, molecular function: channel activity; BH domain binding. Gene Ontology annotation, biological process: regulation of apoptotic process; release of cytochrome c from mitochondria; intrinsic apoptotic signaling pathway in response to DNA damage. The record is from RefSeq and is a predicted model, not a curated record. Gene Ontology annotation, cellular component: mitochondrial outer membrane.
GUAACUUAAUAUCUAGUCUCAUUUUUAUUCAGCUCUCUGAACUGACAGAAAGUUAGAAGCGAUGGCUGACAGCAAGGGGCCUCAGGGUGCCACAGGCGGGGAAGAUGUCACUGUUGAUUUCAUCCUGGAGCAAGGAGCAGCUCUUCUUAGAGGGUACGUGAUUGAGCGUUUAAACAUCGACGAGCCCAGUCGACACGUGUCCCUUGAGCUUCUGGGAGGAAGGCCAGACGAACUACAGGAUCCAGAACUCAAACAAUUGCUCAAAGAGCUGAUGAAGAUUACAGUUGAUCUGGAAACAAAUACAGAGCUCCAAAGACUGAUCAAGCGGGUUCCGGACAAAUGUUCCGAGGACAUCUUCAUGAAGACGGCCAAGAACAUCUUUGCUGACGGCAUCAACUGGGGUCGAGUGCUCGCUCUCUUCCAAAUGGCCUACAUAUUCAUAGCGAAGGCACUGGCCACUAACGAUGAAGAGACCGUCCGACAAAUUCAGAGAUUGUUUCCACAGGUCAUCAGAGAGCACGUUUUCAUUUGGCUCAUACAGCAGGGAGGCUGGGAGGAGGUGAUCACUGUUGUUUUUCCUCAGUGGAGGACAGUAGCCAUUGUGGUGUCAGUAGCGUUGGUUGCAGCUGUUGUUUACUACAGGAAGACACACUGA